Molecule: messenger RNA, 2003 nt
Organism: Phalacrocorax carbo (great cormorant)
Lineage: Eukaryota; Metazoa; Chordata; Aves; Suliformes; Phalacrocoracidae
Source: RefSeq, a predicted model, not a curated record
CCGCGCGCAGUGCCGGGGGCCGGCGGCGCCCGGCCGGGGCGGGGUCUGCGGGGGGCGCGGCGGGGCGCCACCGGCCCUUGGCGGGACCGGGAGGAACGGCGCAGUGCCCCGCGGGGCGCGGGAUCCCGCGGCGGGGCGGGGCUGGGGCCGGGCUGGGGGCGGGGCCGGCGGCACCGACGCGGAAGCAGUGGCGGCAGCGCGGGGCCGCCGUGGGUGGACACCGCCGGGGUGAGCUGAGGUGAGGUGAGGGGAGCCGAGGAGAGGCACCGGGCCGCCCCGCCCCUCAUCGCCCCGCCCGCGAGCGGGAACGGGCCCGGGCCUGGGCCCGGUAUCGGCAUCGGCCUGUCUGCGGCGGCAGGCGGGCCACCGCCACGGCCGGCCGGGGCCUGCCCGCGGGCCUCACUGGUCCCCUCCCUCCCCUCAGGCCAUGCGGGUCCCCGGGCUCUUCGGGCGGCUGAGCGCGGUUGUCGGGGUGCUGCACGUGGGAGCGCUGCCAGGGACACCAAGAAAUUCUCUUCCAUUGACCCACAUCAUUGACCAAGCUUGUCAAAAGGCAGAAUCUUACAAGGAUGCUGGAGUUGAUGGCUUGAUAGUAGAAAACAUGCAUGAUCUUCCUUACACAGUGUGUCCCGGGCCUGAAGGCACUGCAGCAAUGACAGUCAUUAGUGCUGCAGUGAGACAAACCUGCCCCCAUCUCACGCUGGGUGUCCAGAUCCUGUGUGCUGCAAAUCAGGCGAUGACUCAUCAGUUAUUACUAUUGUUUGCUAUGGCAUUUAGUCUUGAUUUUAUCUGGGCUGAAGGGUUUGUGUUUUCUCACGUUGAUGAUGAAGGGAUUAUAAACGCCUGUGCAGGUAACCUGCUACAAUACAGAAAACAAGUUGGAGCAGAGAACAUUCAGAUUUUUGCUGAUAUUAAAAGAAACAUAGGUAAAUACAAUGCUCACACUCUGACGGCAGAUGUCAGUGUGGCUAAGACCGCUUCAGCUGCUGAGCUCUUCCUGAGUGAUGGUUUACUGACUGGCACGGUUACCGGAUUGCCCGCAGAUCCUCAGGAGCUGGAAGAGGUUAAACAUGCUGUGAAGAUUCCUGUGUUGACUGGGUGUGGAGUGGCUCUGGAGAAUGUGAGGAAUUACUUGGAUGCAAACGCUCUAAUAAUUGGUUCGUAUUUCAAGAAAGAAGGUUAUUGGGUAAACGGUGUUGAUUCUGACCGAGUAAAGAAGUUUAUGGAACACAUAAGUAAACUGAGAGAAUGAGUUUAUCAGCAAACAGUACUUUUUUUGUGUGUGUAUAACUGCAGUAUGAUACAUUGUACAGAAUUAAAGCACAAAUGUGUGCUUGAAUGGCUAAUAACAUUAAAUGCAAACACACACCAUCUCCAUAACUAGCUGAGAGACAUGGUGACACUUUACAAUAAACUGGUGCUCUGAUCUUUGUUUCUAGGUAGCAAGGUUCUGUGGCAUUCAAAGCCAUCACCAAUGCAAAAUCAACUCUCCAAAAGCUUGUGUAAUAUAUUCUUUCCUAUAAGUAAAAUGCUUAUGGAGUUUAAGAAUUUAUAGUAAAUAUUCAUCACAGGUGAGCUGAAUUUUAUUUUGCCUGUGAGUACAAUAGGAUGCCCUAAGUUUACAGCUAAGUGUAUUCUAAAUUAGACAAGUUAAUUAGCCUUUCAGUUUCCCCAUCUGUAAAAUGAUGAUAAUAGUACCUACAUCACAUGGGCGUUGUAAGACGUAAUAAAUGAAUGAAUGUACAGCACUAUCAUCUUCUCAAAUGAAGGGCUCUAUUAAAGUUCAACAUAAUUAUUUUAUCAUUAGAACUGUGCAUUUAUUACAAAAACAUAGUAAUUGUAUACCAUACAAAAAUUUAAGAUAAUUGGGAAAUUGGUUUACUUACAAUACUUAUUGGAAAAUAAAUGUAAAUAUUUAAUUACAUUUUAAGUAGAGUUAGAAUUUAGUCAAAAUGUUUUUGCAAAAAUUGGAAAUUUUAUUAAAGGUUUAUUGUUAUCUUUCA